Naegleria lovaniensis is the source of this 1173-nucleotide messenger RNA. RefSeq lists its product as uncharacterized. The record is from RefSeq and is a predicted model, not a curated record. NCBI's taxonomy places the organism in Eukaryota, Heterolobosea, Eutetramitea, Acrasida, Naegleriidae. Bases 1 to 1173 code for a protein of 390 amino acids. The transcript has a single exon.
AUGUUCAAUCCAUUCUCCAAUUUUACCUCUCCCAAUAAUAACCAAUCACCACCGAUUGCCGGUAGAUACUAUGACAAGUCCAUUCUCUCUCCAAAAUCACAAUUCAGUUAUAAAGGUGGUGAAGCAUCAUGUACCUAUAUUUGUCUUGCAGCCGUUGAACAUUUCCUCCGAAACUACAAGAGAAUGAGACACUAUUGUUGUGUGAUUGAUGAACAAUUUAUGACCAAGAGUGGUCUACAUCUCGACAACAGUUUAGAUGCCUAUGUUGAUGAACUUAAAAAGCAAAUAAUUUCUGAUAUCGAACAUAUCAUGACAGUUGGUGUUUGUAAUGAUCGACGAGUGGGAUACACUUCAUGUGACGAAGUAUACAAUAGUGUGGAUCAUUACAAGAAGAAUCUCGAACUCAAAUCCAUGUUCAUUGGUAAAUUAAGAGACAAUAAUAUUUUCAUGCAAUUAUUGAAGGAAAUUGAAGUACACUCACUACAAAACGAUAAGCACAUUACAGCUGUCGUAUUGACCAAACCUCCUGAAACCAUUGCCAUCUUACACGAUGGACAGUGCAGUAAUGAAAAAUUCUAUUCUUGGUAUAUAUUCGAUUCACAUCCUAGAAGAUUUGAAAAAGGAGGAGGAGGUGGUUUUUACUUGUUCAAAGACAUUCAUGAUGUUGACAAUCAUUUGAAAGAAUUAUUUUCAACGAGUUCAGUUGAAACAUACAACCAUGUUUUUAGUGGAGAUUCUUACAAGAUGGCAUCGUAUGCCAUGUAUGAAGCAACCAUUGUACAAUUGAAAUCGAAUCAAGCUGAAACAACAAGUGAUACCAAGGCUCAGACAACAUCCACUCCUGUCUCUCUUCCCACAACUAUGGACAGCAACAAGCAAGUAUUGAAUCAGACUUCAUCGAAUCAAACAUUAUUAACACCCAAUGUACCUUCCUUGGUCAAGAACAAUGAAGAACUGGAACAACGAUUGAAAACAUUAGAAAGUCUCACAAGACGACAAUCAGAAGAAAUUCAAACGUUAACCAUGUUGUUAGAUGAAGAAAGAAAUCAUUCGCAACAAGUCCAAAACGAAAAUUUAAUGCUCAGAAACAAAAUUCUCAAUCUCAAACAACAAAUUGCAAACAAAGGUAACAACAAACCAUUAUUCGAUUUAUUUGACAAUUUUUUGAACUAA